UCACUGACACACUAGAGGCCGCUAUCCCGCUUGAUGCUGCAGGAGAUGAAAGUGCUGGGAUUAAAGCGUCUGGGGCAUGGAGUCACCGGAGAUGUAAGCGAAGAGGGCAGAGUACCAAACCAAGGAACCAGACGGGGAGCAGAUCAUCCCCCAUAGAAUGCCGUUGGACUUCACAGUCAAGCUGGUGGUGACUGGAGAUGACUUUGGCUACUGUCCUCUCAGAGAUCAGGGCAUUGUAGAAUGUUUUAAAGCUGGGGCCAUAUCUAAUUGUUCUCUUCUAGUGAACGGUAGCUCAGCAGCAUGUGCCGCAGAACUGGCGCAAAGGUGUAACAUCCCCAUUGGUCUUCAUGCCAACCUCUCUGAGGGAUUUCCAGUAUGCACUGAGCUUCGUCACAACUCCUCACUUGUAAAUAGUAAGGGUGUCUUCCAUGGGAAAAUGGGAAUUCGUAAAAAACUGGCACAGGGGCUGCUCAAUAUGUCGGAGCAGGUUAGACAAGAGUUAAGUGCACAAAUACUCUUGUUUCGUGAAAUGACUGGACAUAAUCCCCAGCAUAUGGAUGGACAUCAGCAUAUACACGUAUUACCAAGAAUCAAUGAGGUGUUUGCACAGGUACUGCAAGAGAAUGAGAUCUGUUUCACAAGGAUUCCAGUGGAACUCGGACUGCGCAAGUGUGACUGGAUCAAGGAGGACUUGAUGACGUUUUACCAGGGAGUUAAGGAAGACUCUAUAAAUACUGUGGAGGUGUUCAGAAGCCAUGGAAUUCGAUGGCCGGAUCUAUAUAUUGGUCUCAGCACAAUGGGGGGUAACAUGUCUAUAAGCAAUAUCCAACGGGCUAUUGAAUACAGUAUCCAGUCUCUUCUUUGGAAAUCUAGUAACUAUCUUCACCAUCCAACAUUGAAUUCCCGCCAUACUUUGAGCAUUGAACUGAUGACACAUCCUGGGUAUCCUAGUAUACCUCCAGUAGGCGGCUGUGGAGAGGGUCCUGAUGAUUUCUCUCAGUCAGAAGAACGACUGCAUGAGAUGAAAGUGCUAAAAGACCCAGUAUUGCAGGAUUAUUACAAAGAGCAUGGGGUGCAGUUGUGUUCCUUUAAAGAGCUUUAAACAAAUUUAACUCAUCGGGCAUUGUGAAAGACAUGUGCAGGCUUAACUCUAUCCUGGACUGUACUAGGUCACAGAUACAACAGGAUGUGCCUUUGCAGAGGGUUUUAUUAUGGUCAGAGUGCUUUUUAAUUAAUAAAAAUUAAUAUAAUUUG
Molecule: messenger RNA, 1254 nt
Organism: Bombina bombina (fire-bellied toad)
Lineage: Eukaryota; Metazoa; Chordata; Amphibia; Anura; Bombinatoridae
Gene: YDJC
Product: YdjC chitooligosaccharide deacetylase homolog
Exons: 6
Coding region: 158-1102 (314 amino acids)
Biological process (GO): carbohydrate metabolic process
Molecular function (GO): deacetylase activity
Source: RefSeq, a predicted model, not a curated record